CCAGCUGGCUCCACCACCACCCUGGCUUUCCCUGAGCUCUACUCCUCGCCCGGGCCCAUCAAGAGUGAGGCCAUGAAGACAGAGAAGGAUGAGGUUCUGCCUACCUUCUCCGUGGGCAGUAAAUACACUGGAGAUGGGGCAGGUUGCAGCGACCCGGCUCUGUCUGGGGGGCAGGUGCUGGUGGUGGGGAGCGGUGGAGGAGGAGGACAAGCGCAGGAUCUGCGGCUGCUGAAACGCCGGCCUGUCCCCGGAAAGCAUUACCAGUGCUCAAGCUAUGGCUGCAAACUGGCCUUCCACAGCAUGCAGGAGCUCAUGGAUCACUUGAAAGUCCACUACAGACCCACACAGUCCCUCGAGGGCAAAACCUUCCACUGCCCCACUCUGGGCUGCAGCGAGACCUUCCCCAGCAUGCAGGACCUCAUGACCCACAUGAAGGUGCACUACAAGCCAAACCGCUACUUCAAGGGCGAGAACUGCCUCAUGGUGUGGGAGCACACGCGGGGCCGCUACACGUGCACGCAGUGCCCCUACUCCACCGCCUCGCGGGACGAGAUGACGCUGCACAUCGAGGAGCACCGCAAGAACCCGCCGCCGCCCGGCCGCCUCGAGGGAGACAUGGAUUUCGGCGUGGGCAUCACCUCCUUCCACACAAAGCUGACGCCGGAGAUGGAGAACUCCCUGUACUCACAGCUCUGAUGCAGCCUGGUUCCUG
Messenger RNA from Tinamus guttatus (white-throated tinamou), 712 nucleotides. The record is from RefSeq and is a predicted model, not a curated record. Lineage: Eukaryota; Metazoa; Chordata; Aves; Tinamiformes; Tinamidae.